Messenger RNA from Pangasianodon hypophthalmus (striped catfish), 4945 nucleotides. RefSeq names its product intraflagellar transport 140 homolog (Chlamydomonas) (gene ift140). The coding region runs from base 166 to 4587 and encodes 1473 amino acids. Gene Ontology annotation, cellular component: intraciliary transport particle A; axoneme; ciliary basal body. Gene Ontology annotation, molecular function: protein binding. Lineage: Eukaryota; Metazoa; Chordata; Actinopteri; Siluriformes; Pangasiidae. The transcript has 30 exons. The record is from RefSeq and is a predicted model, not a curated record. Gene Ontology annotation, biological process: intraciliary retrograde transport.
AGUUUCAGACAGCGUUGCCGCGGUAACCGGAAACGACGCCUCGCCAAGCCUAGAGAAAACAGCGAGCUCUGAUUUACGGCGUUAUAUUACUGUAAAUAAUUCUUAUAAGCUUUAAAAUCGGCUCCAGAUAAAACGUCUUUAAGGUUGUUAAAGUUAUUAAAGGCGAUGGCUGUUUAUUUUGAUCACCGUGUUGAUGCACCGGACAGUAACGGGGAGACCAGACUUAUGACGUGGCACUCUGCUCAGCCCUUAUUGGCUGUCGGCUCCUUUAACCCCGCCUCCGGAGGCUGCGUAGACAUUUACCUGCAACAGGGCGAGCGUGUGGAGUCGUGUCACGUGGAGCGUGUGUGUGCGCCGGCGCUGUUGCGUUGGCAUCCCACUAAACCGGUGCUGGCUGUGGGCUGGGAGACGGGAGAGACCCUGCUGCUGACUCACCCGCACGGAGAGCACACGCCCCUCCCCAACUACACACACACCACCACUGUCACACUGCUGGAGUGGAGCUGCAGCGGAGCCAGACUGGUCACAGGGGAUCAGGCAGGGGUGCUGGUCGUGUGGAAGCUGGAUGCUCGAGGGAGACUGAACGGAACUCAUGUGACGAAACAGACCUACAGUAAACCCUUAACCAACUGCAUCUUCAGACCCACACCACCCACAGAGGAUGUUGCGAUGCUGGCAAAAGCGGCGGUCAGUGGUGAUGAAGAAGCUCUGGAUAAAUUUAAUUGGAAGAAAAGUGGCAAAGGGGGCGGAGCUUGGUCUCCUGGCUCACAAGAAGGACUCAUCAUCUACGUUAGCACCGCUGAUGGGUGUGUGUACAGCGUGGACGAGAAUGGCCGUAGUGUACAUUUGCUGACUGUAGAGGGCAGAGUGCAGAAACUGUGUUAUUUGGAGCGCAGGGCCGUACUCGCCAUCGUCACAGACUCCCUGCUGCUCUCGCAGUUCAGCCUCGGUCCAGACGGGGGCGCUCAGGAGCUCAGCAAGGUGAAGCUGAGCGGUAGAGGAGGUCAGAGCUCGGACAUCGUGUGGACGGAGAGCGGCCUGCUGAUCACGGCAUCAGGAGAUCAGAUCAUCAGGUUGUGGGAUCUGGAGAGAGAUGAUAACUAUGUCCUGGCUCUGGAUGAGAACCUGGGCUUUGAGAAAGGAGAGCUGCUCAAUUGUGUGUCCUUCUGCGCUGCUAAAGCGGUCCUUGCAGCAGGCACCAGCAGGGGGCGUGUCGCUAUGUGGCAGAUGGUGACACUGACCAAUCAGAAAGGAGACACAAAAACUCAGUGGAGGUUACAGACACCUACAGAACUGGAGGGAAACAUUACACAGCUGCAGUGGGGCUCCAGUCUGCAGCUCUUGGCAGUGUGUAACAGCAGUGCAGUGUUAAUUCUGAGUGAACAUGUGAUGAGUUCUCACUACAGCCAGCAGGGGGCAGCGGUGCAGCUCUCACCCACACAGCUCAGCCUGACCUGCUUCACCUCCAACACACACCUCACACUGCGCACGGACACACACAUCAGAGCUGUGCAGGUCUCCAAGGACACAGUGACUGUAUGGGAUGGGAGGUGUGUAACAGUGUAUGAGAAGUCAGGACAGUCCCUACGCAGCACAGCUUCUUUUCAGUGUGACUCUGCUGCUCUGGCGGUUCAUGAAGAGAAUAUUUAUACUGUAGAGCCGAACCGAGUGCAAGUCCGCACACAGCAGGGCACUGUAAAGCAGCUGCUGGUGUUUACAGAGGCAGAGGGGAACCCUGUCAUGCUGAGUGUGUGUGGAUCGUACCUGGCUGUUGGGACCGACACUGCUCAUGUCAGAGUGUUCGACCUCUCACGCAGAGAGGCCAAGCCUCUGUGUAACGCAAAGAACGUGGCUGAACUCAUUCCUGACCUCGGAGCUCUGAAAUCAGUCAAGUGCAACGCUAACGGCAGCCAGCUCAGCAUCCUGAUCACACAGGUAAAUGGGCGUCCUGCUCACAGGGUGUAUUUCUAUGAUGUGGAGAUGGACACACUCUCUCACUUUGACUUCUUCACUGGUCGACCUCUCAGCGGCCUCUCACAAUCCGAUGACAACCAGAGAGCUCAGCGUGAGGAGGCGGAGCUUGCAGGUCGUUAUCCAGUCUCUCAGUUCUGGGACGAGAGUGAGCCACGCCUCUUUGUGUGUGAAACAGUUCUGGUGAACUCUGAGUACCACAUCGCCAACCAGUCACACGCCACGGACAAGGUGGAUGUGUUGGUGGUGACGUUCUUCGUGACUCAAGAGCACGGCCUCCUCCUGCAGGACUCUCAGCCCAGACCAGCUGCUCUACAGGGUUUACUGGCACUGGAUACUCCGUACUACUACUACACCUGCAAGCUCUUGUUUCGGAGAGGUGGAGUCUUUCUCCCACAUCCAGGUGAGCUGGACACAACGUCUCCGGCCCCUGCCGCAGUUCCCUCCUCCACCCACAUGGUGGUGCGGCGAGCCCUGCGUGACUUCGUUGGUUUGGAGAGCUGUGAGAAGCAGACCAGAGAUGCCAUGCUGAACUUCAGCUUCUACCUCACCAUCGGGGACAUGGACGAGGCCUUCAGAGCCAUCAAACUCAUCAAGAGCGAGGCUGUGUGGGAGAACAUGGCUCGGAUGUGUGUGAAGACUCGGCGCCUGGACGUGGCACGUGUGUGUCUGGGCAACAUGGGUAACGCCCGAGCAGCUCGAGCUCUCAGAGAGGCGGAGAAAGAGCCGGAGUUGGAGGCACGAGUCGCAAUGCUCGCUACGCAACUCGGCAUGCUGGAUGAAGCUGAGGCUCUGUAUCGUUCCUGCGGGAGGUUCGACCUGUUGAAUAAGUUUUAUCAGGCGCGUGGUGAUUGGCAGAAAGCCAUCGAAACGGCUGAGAGUCACGACCGCAUCCACCUGCGCAGCACCUACUACAGCUACGCACGACACCUGGAGAACACGGGAGACAAGAACCUGGGCCUUACCUAUUACGAACGUUCUGAUACACACCGGUUCGAGGUUCCCCGAAUGCUGAUGGAGGACAGUGUGUCUCUGGAGCUCUACAUUAACAAGAUGAAGGACAAGUGCCUAUAUAAGUGGUGGGGUCAUUAUCUGGAGAGCCAAUCAGAGAUGGAGUCGGCGCUGCGUUACUAUGACUAUGCUCAGGAUUACCUGUCUCAAGUGCGUGUGCACUGCUACCUGGGGAACAUCCAGAAGGCCAGCGAAAUUGCCAACGAGACAGGCAACCGAGCAGCGUCCUAUCACGUGGCACGGCAAUACGAGAGCCAGGAUCAGAUCAGCCAAUCGGUGCACUUCUACACACGUGCUCAGGCGUACAACAACGCCAUCCGACUGUGUAAGGAGAACCACAUGGACGAGCAGCUGAUGAACUUGGCUCUGCUCAGCAACCCGGAGGACAUGAUGGACACGGCCGCCUACUACGAGGAGAGGGGAGAGCACAUGGACCGAGCCGUCAUGCUGUAUCACAAGGCAGGUCGUGUUUCUAAAGCUCUGGAGUUGGCGUUCAGUACGGAGCAGUUUGGAGCGCUGCAGCUGAUUGCAGAGGAACUGAAUGAGAACAGCGACCCAGCCGUGCUCACACGCUGUGCCGACUUCUUCAUCAAACACACACACUACCAUAAAGCCGUGCAGCUACUGGUGGCUGCCAAGAAGUAUCAUGAGGCGCUGCAGUUAUGUUUGGACCAGAACCUGACCAUCACUGAGGAUCUGGCUGAGAGCAUGACCGUGUUACAAAGCUCCGCCCACCUGUCAGAGGAGGAGCGUAAGGAAUUGCUGGAGCGAAUCGCAGACUGCUGCAUGCGCCAGGGCAACUAUCACCUAGCAACCAAGAAAUACACACAAGCUGGGAAAAAGAUCAAGGCAAUGCGAGCGCUGCUGAAGUCGGGUGAUACAGAGAAGAUCGUGUUCUUCGCUGGCGUGUCUCGGCAGAAAGAGAUCUACGUGAUGGCGGGGAAUUACCUGCAGUCUCUGGACUGGAGGAAAGAUCCGGAAAUCAUGAAGAACAUCAUCGCCUUUUACACAAAAGGACGUGCGCUGGAGCUGCUCGCCGGUUUCUACCAGGCCUGUGCACAGGUAGAGAUUGAUGAUUAUCAGGACUAUGAGAAGGCAUAUGGCGCCCUCACUGAAGCUUGUAAGUGUCUGUCCAAAGCCAAGAGUCGCAAUGGAGACGAGACAGACGAGCGACUUGCACAACUCACACACCACCUUACGCUCAUUAAGAGAUUCAUACAGGCACGCAGGCUGUAUGAGCAGGACCCUGCAGCAGCUCUAUCAGAGUGUGAGUGUUUGUUAGAGGAGUGUGAUCUGGACCCUGCAGUGAGAGUAGGAGACGUCUUCGGCUUCAUCAUUGAGCAUCACUGUCAACACGCCAGCUACCAGAAGGCAUGGAUAAAGCUGGAGGAGCUGAGACGUUUGCAUCCCUCGGUGAACGUGAGUGUGUACGUGAGCGCUUGCAGUCUGGACGCUCUGCAGAAUGCCAUCGGAGUAAGACUCAACCAUGGAGACACUACACACACUAACACACACCACCGAGACACGGACAACACACACUCACGCACACAGAGCGACGGAGAGGACGAGGACGAAGUGGAGGAGGACGAGAACCUUAAUCACUGAGGGGUGUUUAAUACAGAAUUCACACACACACAUACAUACACACAAAAACACACUACUUCAUCAAAGAGUGUAUGAGUGUGUGAUCAGUUCUGAGCCUUCAACACAAUGGCUUGUGUGUAAUGCCUUCAGGAACGGACAUUCCUGCCACAUCUCCUCACACACACACACACACACACACACACACACACACACAAACACGCCAUGGUUUGAAUUUUGUGCGUGUGUAAGUUAUUUUUUAAAUUUAAUUAUGCCUAUUUUAUACAUUUUACACAAUAUUUAUAGGACACACACUGUAAUGUUUUGUAUUAUUCCCUGUAUAGAAUGUUUCUCUAUUUUAAUAAAAGUUUUUAACUCCUGA